Scatophagus argus is the source of this 2222-nucleotide messenger RNA. It is a transcript of the gene pes1, whose product is annotated as pescadillo. Gene Ontology annotation, biological process: ribosome biogenesis; maturation of LSU-rRNA from tricistronic rRNA transcript (SSU-rRNA, 5.8S rRNA, LSU-rRNA). Gene Ontology annotation, cellular component: nucleolus; PeBoW complex. NCBI's taxonomy places the organism in Eukaryota, Metazoa, Chordata, Actinopteri, Scatophagidae. The transcript is spliced from 15 exons. Gene Ontology annotation, molecular function: RNA binding. The coding region runs from base 171 to 1922 and encodes 583 amino acids. The record is from RefSeq and is a predicted model, not a curated record.
UCUGGGUCCUAAUUUGUGCUCGCGUCGCACCGCCUCCUCCGCGCAUGUCAAACGACACGUGCAUCGGUUGCUGGUGUUGGUAGCUGUCGUUGUAUUCGCUCGUUAAGUGCUUAUUUUGUUGACAGUUAAAAUUUCCCAAACUGGUGUGGAGGGUCACAUAUAAAUUGUAAAUGGGGGGCCUUCAGAAGAAAAAGUUUGAGAGGGGCUCUGCCACCAACUACAUCACCAGAAACAAAGCUCGCAAGAAGUUACAGCUGAGCCUCCCAGACUUCAGACGAUUGUGCAUCCUUAAAGGCAUCUACCCUCAUGAGCCCAAGCACAAGAAGAAGGUGAACAAAGGCUCUACUGCAGCAAGGACCUUCUACCUGCUCAAAGACAUCCGCUUUCUGCUACAUGAGCCAAUUGUUGGCAAAUUCAGAGAGUACAAGGUAUUUGUACGCAAACUAAAGAGGGCUUAUGGAAAAACAGAGUGGUCUGAUGUGGAGAGACUGAGGGAGAACAAGCCGACCUAUAAAUUGGAUCACAUCAUCAAAGAAAGGUACCCCUCCUUCAUCGACGCUCUCCGUGAUAUCGACGACGCCCUCUGCAUGUGCUUCCUCUUCUCCACCUUUGCGCGAACAGGAAAAUGUCACGUUCAGACGAUCCAGCUGUGCAGACGCCUCACUGUGGAGUGGAUGAACUUUGUGAUUGCAUCUCGUGCUCUCAGAAAGGUUUUCAUCUCCAUCAAGGGAAUAUAUUAUCAAGCUGAGGUGAUGGGACAGCUCAUUACAUGGCUGGUGCCAUAUCAGUUCUCUCAUGAUCACCCAACCGAUGUCGAUUACAGAGUAAUGGCAACUUUCACAGAGUUUUACACCACUCUGCUGGGGUUUGUCAACUUCAGACUCUACCAUUCCCUCAACCUGGUCUACCCACCAAAGCUGGACAGUAAAACAGAGUCAGAGCUGAAGGAAGAAGAUGUGGAGGACUAUGCCAUGAAUUCUGAAAGCUACUUAGAGAAACUGUCGGCUCUAAGUGCCAGUCUGGCACGGGUGGUAUCUAGUGCAGAGGAGGAAGAGGCUGAGCUGGACCAGUUUCCUGUCGAGGGGGAGGACAUGGAAAAGAUGGAGGCAAGGGAAAAGGAACAGAAGCAGCAGGAGGCUCAGAAAAAGCUUUUUGAAGGCCUGAAGUUCUUCAUCAACAGAGAAGUGCCCAGAGAGUCACUGGCUUUUGUGAUCAGGUGUUUCGGUGGUGAGGUGUCCUGGGACAAGUCUGUUUGCAUUGGUAGCACAUAUGAGGUGACGGAUGAGACCAUCACACAUCAAGUUGUUGACAGACCCAAAAUUGACAAACAGUAUAUCAACAGGUACUACAUCCAGCCCCAGUGGGUGUAUGACUGUGUUAAUGCCAAAAUGCUCCUGCCUGUGGAGGACUACUUCCUUGGAGUUACUCUGCCCCCCCACCUCUCUCCCUUCGUGGAGGAGAAGGACGGAGAUUAUGUGCCCCCCGAAAAAUUAAAUAUCAUGGCCUUACAACGAGGAGAAAAACCUGUCCAUGAACAGGAGGAUGACGAAGAAGAGGAAGAUGAAGAGGAGGGUGAGGAAGAGGAGGAGGAGGAAGAUGAUGACAAUGAAGAGGAAGAUGAGGAAGAGGCAGAAGAGAAGAAUCUCAAGAAGAUGGAAGAGCAAAGGUCCCAGGGCAAGUCUCUGCAAGUCAAAGUGACCCCUGGGAAAAUGAAGGUCGAGGACCCAGCACGUUUGGAGCAGGAGGAACAAGCAGAGGAGAAACGUUUGGCCAUCAUGAUGAUGAAGAAAAAAGAAAAGUACCUCUACAACAAGAUCAUGUUUGGAAAGAAGAGUAAAAUCCGAGAGGCUAACAAGCUGGCGGCCAAGAGGAAGGCCUAUGAUGAUGCUGAAAAAUCAAAGAAGAAAAAGGCCAAAAAAUGAUCCUGCUGAUGAUGUGUUUGUCAGACCGACUUUAUGUUUUUAUCUUCAUGAGGUAGAGUGCAUUACAAGGUGACAUGUCAUAAAAACUGUAAGUGUGUGAGGGAGCUCUAUGAGUUACAUGCACAAUGACAUAAGUUCAUGACAAAAUGCAGGAUGUGGAACAUACUAAUUGUGUAAUUAGUAAUGUAUGUGAUUAUUUGCCUUUUAUAUUGCAUGGACUUGUACGCAGGAUAUCCCUUCCUGUAUUAAGAUCUGUAUUUGAAAUGGUCUGUAUUUUAAAAUAAAAACAUAUUGUAUUAA